AUGUCUCAGAAUAUCAGUACUGGAGGUGUAUCAAGUUCUACAUCAACUUCUAGUGUUAUAAUUCCUCUACCAAAUGAAAUAUCUAAAGGUAUAAUACAGAAUCAGCCUGGAAUAAUAGUCAGUGGUGAUGCUCAUCAUCAACAGCAUCAUCAUCGUCAUCAUCAUGGCCAUCACAAUCAUCAUCACCAUCACCACAAUCAUAAUCAUCAUCAUCACCACCAUCAUCAUCAUCGUCAUGGUGGGAAUCAUCGUAAUCGAGGUCAUUUAAAUCAUCAUGGACAUAGUUUAACGCAUACAAUGACAAGAGUUGUAGAAAGUAGACGAUAUCUAAUGUUUACAAAAUCAUUACCAUUUUGGUCAGCUAAACAAUAUAUGGAAACACAUGGGACUGGAAUGGGUGAAUCAGAAACCUAUGCUAUACUAUUUCAACACACACCAUGUUAUGAUUUAGUGCCUGACAGUGCUAAACUUCUUUUAUUGGAUAAUCAAUUAACUAUAGACAAAGCAUUUAAAGCACUUAUUUAUAAUGGAAUACGUGCUGCACCAGUAUGGAAUUCAGAAAGUCAAAGUUUUAUUUCAAUGCUUACAGUUACUGAUUUUGUACAAAUGUUAAAUUAUUGUUGGAAUCCACCUGUAAUAUCGAAUAAAUCAGAUGCUAAAACUAUGCAAAUUGAUGAUGUUGAUCAAAUGACAAUACAAAAAUGGAAAGACAUUGUCAUAGCUGAUAGAACCCAUCGUUUAUCGCUACAAUUAUCUUCGUCAACGAAUAAAUACUUUAACAAGUCUGUGAAUAAAUCACGGAAUAGUAUAGCUUUGACAACAUUAUGGCCACCAUCGAAUUGUGGCAGUAGUACAUCUUCGUCUUCGUCGUCAACAUCAUCAUCAUCAUCGGCAUCGAAUUCAAGAUCAUCUAGUGCUGAUAGCAGUAGUGGUAGAAGUAAUGCUAGUCGUAGUAGGAGUAGAAGCAGCGGCAGUGGAAGCGGUAGCAGUAGUCGAAGUAGUAGUAGCAGUCGUUCAAGUAUCACAUCUUUACCUGCAGCUCUUCCAACAAUCAAACUGUCAUCAUCAGUAUCGUCAGUAUCAAAUCAAAGUGUACAAAAUAAGUCAGCUAAGAGUACAACAGAUAUAAGCAAUAAUAAUAAUAACAAUGAGCGUGACAACGUUGUUGAUGAGACAAGAGCCAACGAUACCACUACUACUAAUAAUAAUAAUAACAAUAAUUCAUCAGAUACUCUAUUUCAGACAUCCUAUACACCAGGACAAACUAUUUUUCCAUCACGUUUAUUUAUUUGUGAUCCAGAAGAAUCAAUAUUUAAAGCGUUAAGAUUAUUACUACGAUUUCGACUGCAUCAUUUACCAAUUAUGGAUUCAGCAUUCAAUGGAAGUGGGAAUAUAUUAUAUGUACUUACACAACGGAAAUUAUUAUCAUAUAUGUUUGAAAAGCUGGAUAAAUUACCUCAACCAAGAUUUUUACAAUCCAGUCUAAUAGAUCUUAAUAUUGGUACGCAUGGAUCUGUGUUAAUGAUUACACUGUCGACCCGAUUAGCUGAUGCUGUCUUACUAUUUCGUGAUAAUUAUAUCACUACACUACCAGUUGUUGAUUCAAUUACAAAUCGUCGAUUAAUUAAUAUCUUUUCGAAAUUUGAUGUAUUCACACUUAUAUUGAAUGGUGCUUAUAAAAAUCCUGAUCUAACUAUUAAAGAGGUACUUGAAAUAUGCAAGGGAAAUACUCAAUCUACUGUUGGCUCACAAAGUAAACCACCGGUUGAAGUGUGUCUUGUAACAAACAAUUUACUUUAUGUUAUGGAGAAAUUGGUGAAAACUGGAUAUCGAAGUCUUAUUAUCGUGAAUAAUACAAAUGAAUAUCGUGUCGAUGGGAUAAUCAGUAUAUCUGAUGUACUACGCUUUACGGUAUUACAACAAUUACGUAUGACAUCAACACGUUUACAACCACCGUCUGUUGCAGAAGUGGCUGAUGAAUACGAUGAAUUGAAACGUAAUGGUGGAAGUAAGAAGAAGAAGAAAGGGGAAAAAGAUAAAUCGGGUGAAAAUUUAAAGCCUACUACAAAUACUACUACUUCAACAACAACAACAAGUAAUCCGCCUGUCAGCAGUAGUAGUGGUUGUUCAUCUCAAACAAAAAAUAAGAAGAGCAGUAAUAAAAAGUCAACGACAACGACGAUGGCUACUACUACUACUAAUACGAUAACAACGAUGACACCGACGACAACGGGGACAACGACAAGUCGUAAUUCACCAAUUACUACAACCAUCACAACAGCGACAACAAAAACAUCAAUCACAAUUACAACUGUUCCUGGUGGUGUUACAUCAAGUCCAGAACAUGUUGCCGGCAUACAUUCAAGUGUACCGUCUAUACAUCAUGAAAAGAAGAAACAUACUGCAAAGGGGACAAAAUUGGAUAAUUCUGUUAAACCACAAUCAUCUGAUACUACUGACAGUCGAAUAAACAAAUCAUCAUCAAAACAAAAAGUUGAUAAUGAGAAGAAAAUUGCUCCACCAUCAGUGAAUAUUAUUUUAACAACACCACCAACAACGCCGACGACGCAUAGUAACAGUACUAAUUUAUGCCCUAGUGAAAAUAUUAUCUUACCAAAAAUUGUAUCAGAAGAAAUUAUUUAA
Messenger RNA from Trichobilharzia regenti, 2643 nucleotides. The record is from the annotation of a GenBank genome assembly. Lineage: Eukaryota; Metazoa; Platyhelminthes; Trematoda; Strigeidida; Schistosomatidae.